AUGACGACGGAAGAAUACGAGUACCGGAGCACAAUAACCCCGCGCGCCUCCUUCAACCGCGCCUCCGGCCAGUUCGGGAGCGACAUCAACCUGGGACCGGGUAAGCCGCGAUGCCCAAGUCUAAAUGGUUUCUUGUAGCGUCGGGGAAUCGCACAAUUCGCGUCGUCACCGAGACCGUCACCAAGAAUAUUGGCAGCGGCGUUUCCUCGCUGGGGUCGGGGCCGGCGUCGGCCGUACGCGAGAAUAAGGAAAGGGAGAGGAAACAGUUGAGCGAGCUCAAUGACUUGUUGGCCAGCUACAUCGAGAAGGUCCGCUUCUUGGAGGCGCAGAACCGCAAGUUGGGAAUGGAUAUUGAGAACAUCAAGAAGAUCGCAAAUCGAGGACCAACCACCAUCAAGACCAUGUAUGAGGUCGAGAUUAGAGUAAGUUCGGGGCAGAAACCCACGACAUUUCUAACUCAAAAUUUAAAAAUUUGAUAUCGUUUUUUUGAUAUUUUUUUCAACCCUUGAAAAAAUUCGGUCUGUCGGGAAAAUAAUGAGCAUAAUGUCGGUCCGUUGAUCGCGUCGCUGAAGUGAAAAGCAAUUUGAUUUUGCGGCGAUACAAUUCAUUUUUUCGGCGGUGAUGCGAUUUUUGAUGCGACUUGCACUCAUAAUUUUCCCGACAGUCUGAUAUUAUCGUUUAUACGGGGAACAUUUUUUAUACUAAAUAUCAUUUUUUCAAUGGCGAAAUUUGCAAAGAUGCGGCCACAAAGCUUAUCUGUUAUGUUUACAUUCUAUUUUUCAUAGCCUAUUGCUGGCAAACGUCAUCUUUGAUAUUUUCAAGUCAUCAUAUAAUAUUUUAGUAGCUCGCAAACCGCAAGUUACCAGUCUGUCGGGAAAAUAAUGAUCAUGAUUUCGCUGUGCCGAUCGCAUCGCUGAAGCAAAAAUCAAUUUGAUUUUGCCGCGACACAGCUCAUUUUCUCGGCGGAGGUGCGAUUUUCGUUGCAACAGUAUGCUUAUUAUUUUCCCGACAGACUGAUAAAGCCUUGGAUAAUGAAAAUUUGGCCUCUGCAGAGACAUGCGAUCAAAAUUUUAACUACAGGGUGGGGCAUUUGUGGCCCGAUUUGAAUUGGCUAUAACUUCUUUAGUUUUGGCUAAAUCUUAAAAUUCUUUUUUUCCCUGAAUCCUCAGACAACCCCAUUUUGUUUGAUACCAAAUAUGUUAUACAUAGGUAAGUGUCAUCCGCAGUUAUUGGAUUUGACCAAAAACUAAAGAAGUUAUAGUCAAUUCAAGUCGGGCCGCAAAGAUGCCCCACCCUGUAUUAAAAUUUGGGCUCUCAGGUUGAUUCCCUGUUUUUUGGUUAAUUACAAAUUUAACUACUCAUCCCAAAACUACUCCAAAUUCCUUACAAAAUUCCGAAAACUUCCGCUCCACAAAAAAAAACUCGUUUUCUUCUGUCUAAUUAAAGCGCCAUGUAACAUUUCCGUUAAUUGCAAAAGCUUCUAAUUGAACCCCAAAAUUCUUUUUUGGUAGUGAAGGAGAAAUAAAAAUAAAUGAAGGGGGAAAUUGUAUUAUAUAUUAUAAUAUUUAUUUAUGCCAACAAAAUUUUCGAAUUAUGAGGCUUUUUUUUGCAAAAAAUUUAACGCCAAAAUACUCCAGGCUUUCUGAUUUGGGGUUGCCGCAAUUUUGUGCAACUUCAGCCGCAUUUUUUGUGAAUGCGACAUCUCAGAGAUUUUGAGUCUGUCGGGAAAAUAAUGAGCUCUAUUAUUUCGCUGUGCCAAUCUCGUCGCUGAGUUGAAAAGAAACUUGAUUUUGGCUCUACAAAACUUGUUUUGAUGCGAUUUUUGAUGCGACAGAGUGCCCAUUAUUUUUCCGACAAACUGAUAACUUGCUGUUUGUAGAAGAUAUGGAGAUUUUUUGAUCAAAAGUUGAAUGAAAAUCCUCAAAAAAUCAUCAAAAACUAGUUGCAAAAAAAAAAAAAAAAUUUCCCUCCUUUGCAGUCCGCUCAAAAAAUCAUCGACGAUGCUGGCAACGAGAAGCGUCAUACCGAAGAGGACUUGCGCCGACUUCAAGACCAAGUCAACGAGCUGCGUCGCAAGUUCGAGCAAGCCGUUAGGGAUCGGGCCGCCGACAGACAAAAGAUCGACGAUCUGUUGGUCGAGCUGUCCAACUUGGAGGCCGAAAUCAACCUCCUGAAGCGUCGUAUCGCCCUGCUUGAGGACGAGCUGAAACGUCUUCGCGCCGAGAACCAACGGCUACAAAACGAGAUCCGCCGCGUUCAAACCAAGAUCGAUCAGGAGCGCCUGACCAAGCUGGACUACCAGAACAAGGUGAAGACUCUGCUCGAGGAGAUCGAGUAUCUGCGCCGCGCGAAUGAGCAGGAAAUUAAGGACCUGCAAGACCAGAUCGGAAGGGAUACCACGAACGAGAAUCGCGCCUACUUUGGAAAUGAGUUGGCCAACGCGAUCCGCGACAUUCGCAAGGAAAUUGAGGACGCUGACAACGCCUUCAAGAACGAUAUGGAUUCGUGGUAUCGCAAGACGAUCCAAGAGUUCGAAACUCAAGCCGCUCGCAACGACAUGGAGCAAGGACAUCUCAAGGAUGAGUUGAAGCGGCUGAAGCAACAGUUGAAUGAUUUGAGAAACAAAAUCGCGGAUGCGGAAGGCCGCAAUGCCUUCUUGCAAAAGCAGUUGGAAGAUCUGAACAACCAGAUCGAGGACGAUCAACGAGGAUACGAAGACGCUCUUAACGCCAAGGACAACGAGUUGAGGAAGCUCCGAGAAGAGUGUCAAGCCUUGAUGGUGGAGUUGCAAAUGCUCUUGGAUGCUAAGCAAACCCUUGACGCUGAAAUCGCAAUCUACCGUAAGAUGCUGGAAGGAGAGGGCGAUGGGCCAGGCCUUCGUCAACUCGUCGAACAAGUGGUCAGGACCACCGGCAUUAACGAAGUCGCCGACACCGAGACUAUGCGCGUGGUGAAGGGCGAGACGAGCAGUCAUCAGUCCUACUCCAGAGCCGCCAAAGGCAACGUCUCGAUUCAGGAGACUUCGCCCGACGGAAAGUUCGUCAUCGUGGAGAACACCCAUCGCAGCAAGGAGGAGAAUGUCAGCGAAUGGAAGCUGAAGAGAAAGAUUGACGGCAAACGAGAGAUUGUGUACACCUUCCCCAAGGACUUUGUGCUUCUUCCCGGAAGAAGUGUGAAGAUCUGGGCCCGCAACCAGGGCGGCAUCCACAACCCUCCCGCUCAACUCAUCUUCGAUGGAGAAGACACCUUCGGCGUUGGCGCCAACAUCCAAACCAUCUUGUAUAACGCGCAAGGAGAGGUGGGAAAUUUUUGGCAAAACAAGAAAUAGAAGUGGCUAUCAGUCUGUCGGGAAAAUAAUGAGCAUUCUGCCGCAGCGAAAAUUGCAUAGCCGCCAAGAAAAUGAGUUGUGUUGCGGCAAAAUCAAGUUGCUUUUCGCUGUAGCGAUGCAAGCGAAAUUAUGCUCAUUAUUUUCCCGACAGACUCAUAGCCCCUUCUAUGAAGGGUCAAAAACAUAAUGUAUAAACUUAUCUUUAGGAGCGCGCCACCCUCAACCAACGCCAAUCCCAGACCAGUCAGACGCAUCAAGCCCAGUAA
Bursaphelenchus xylophilus (pine wood nematode) is the source of this 3594-nucleotide messenger RNA. Lineage: Eukaryota; Metazoa; Nematoda; Chromadorea; Rhabditida; Aphelenchoididae. The record is from the annotation of a GenBank genome assembly.